Molecule: messenger RNA, 7017 nt
Organism: Sarcophilus harrisii (Tasmanian devil)
Lineage: Eukaryota; Metazoa; Chordata; Mammalia; Dasyuromorphia; Dasyuridae
Gene: SHOC2
Product: SHOC2 leucine rich repeat scaffold protein
Exons: 9
Coding region: 309-2057 (582 amino acids)
Molecular function (GO): protein binding
Source: RefSeq, a predicted model, not a curated record
GCGGUGGUUGGGUAGCGCCGCUUCUGUAGAGGAGGAGGAGGAAGGAGGAUGGCGGAGUCCGGGCUCUUGACGGAAUUCUAAUGAGCCUUUGACCUUCAACUUUUUACUAGUUGGAAUGUGUUAUCAAGUUUGGGUACAGUGCCUUCCGAACCAACAUGUAACAGAUGAAUGUCACUUUAUACAAGUUGCUACUUCAAGCAGCAGUUUUGACUCUGUAGGAUCCCUGUAUCUUCAAGCUUGAAUUUCAGUUUGUUGUUGUAAAUAGAAUAAAAGAAGUUCAUGUAGUGCUUGUUCUAGCUUGAGUCAUCAUGAGUAGCAGUGUAGGAAAAGAAAAAGACUGUAAAGAGAAAGAUCCUAAAGUGCCGUCAGCCAAGGAAAGAGAAAAGGAGGCAAAGGCCUCUGGAGGUUUUGGAAAAGAGAGCAAAGAAAAGGAACCUAAGACCAAAGGGAAAGAUGCCAAAGAUGGAAAGAAAGACUCCAGUGCUGCGCAGCCAGGUGUGGCUUUUUCUGUGGACAAUACUAUCAAACGUCCCAAUCCAGCUCCUGGGACUCGAAAAAAAUCUAGCAAUGCUGAAGUGAUUAAAGAGCUAAACAAAUGCCGGGAAGAGAAUUCAAUGCGAUUGGACUUAUCCAAGAGAUCUAUACACAUGCUUCCUUCAUCAAUCAAAGAAUUGACACAACUAACAGAACUAUAUUUGUACAGUAACAAAUUACAGUCUCUCCCAGCAGAGGUAGGCUGUUUAGUGAAUCUAGUAACACUGGCACUGAGUGAAAACUCACUGACCAGUUUGCCUGACUCUCUCGAUAACUUGAAGAAGCUUCGCAUGCUUGACCUGCGACAUAACAAACUGAGGGAAAUUCCUUCAGUGGUGUAUAGGCUAGAUUCUCUCACCACUCUUUAUCUUCGUUUUAAUCGAAUCACUACUGUGGAAAAGGAUAUCAAAAAUUUGUCAAAACUCAUCAUGCUUAGCAUUCGGGAAAACAAAAUCAAACAACUACCUGCUGAAAUUGGUGAAUUAUGUAAUCUCAUAACCUUGGAUGUAGCUCACAAUCAAUUGGAGCAUCUUCCAAAGGAGAUUGGAACCUGCACUCAAAUCACCAACCUUGAUUUGCAGCACAAUGAACUCUUGGAUCUUCCUGAAACUAUAGGAAACCUAUCCAGUUUAAAUCGUCUUGGACUAAGGUAUAACAGACUGUCAGCAAUACCAAGGUCAUUAGCAAAAUGCAGUGCACUUGAGGAGCUGAAUUUAGAAAAUAAUAACAUUUCUACUUUGCCAGAGGGUCUACUAUCAAGUCUUGUGAAUUUGAAUAGUUUGACACUAGCUAGAAAUUGCUUCCAGUCAUAUCCAAUGGGAGGUCCAUCUCAGUUCUCCACCAUCUAUUCCCUUAAUAUGGAACACAACAGAAUCAAUAAAAUUCCAUUUGGAAUUUUCUCUAGAGCAAAAGUAUUAAGCAAGCUGAAUAUGAAGGACAAUCAGUUGACCGCCCUUCCCUUGGACUAUGGAACUUGGACCAGUAUGGUAGAAUUGAAUUUAGCUACCAAUCAGAUUACAAAAAUCUCUGAGGAUGUAUCAGGACUUGUUUCUCUUGAGGUUCUAAUAUUGUCAAAUAAUGUUCUGAAGAGGCUCCCUCAUGGCCUUGGAAACCUUCGGAAGUUAAGAGAAUUGGACCUAGAAGAGAACAAACUAGAAUCAUUGCCUAAUGAAAUUGCUUAUCUUAAAGAUUUACAGAAAUUAGUCCUAACGAACAACCAAUUGAAUAAUCUUCCCCGAGGAAUCGGUCACCUUACCAAUCUCACACAUCUUGGCCUUGGAGAGAACCUGCUUGCCCAUCUUCCUGAGGAAAUUGGUACACUGGAGAACCUAGAAGAACUAUAUUUGAAUGACAACCCUAAUCUUCAUGGCCUUCCUUUUGAAUUGGCUCUUUGCAGCAAACUGUCAAUCAUGAGUAUCGAGAACUGUCCACUCAGUCACCUUCCACCUCAGAUUGUUGCAGGAGGACCAUCUUUCAUCAUUCAAUUUCUAAAGAUGCAAGGUCCAUAUCGUGCCAUGGUCUGAUGCAAAUCAGUUGUCCCAAACACUGUACAAAAUAUAAACUUCAUUAAUGUUGUCUCAUAUCUAUAUCUGUAUCUCUGUUUGUAGAUAUUGAUAUAUAUAUGGCAGAUUUAUUAAGACUGCGUUAUGUGUUUCUGCUAAUAGAGGAAUCAUAGCCAUUUAGAUUUUUUUUUAUUCUGUACAAAAUGCUUGUUUGAGUUUUCUUUGCUGAAUUUGAUGGAUUUUUGUCUAUUGAGUCAUAUGUAAUACCAGUUCACUUAAUACAUUUGCCAACAAAUUUAAAAAAAUAUUAAAUUUAAGGGACAAAAGUAGUAUUGUUAGAUAGACUUUCUAUUAGGAAAAAUAAUGUACAAAUAUUUGUUGCAACUUUUCAUAUUCGUUUUUCCCUUCUCCUUGUCAGAACUUAUAAUGUCAUACACCCUAAAGAUAGAAUUUUUCUUUAACUUAUUUUGAGAUUUGAAACAAAUGGUUUUUUAUAUAUUGUUUACAGUCAGAGUAAAUCACUGGAUUUUUUUAUUUGUUUUGAUUUGCUCUGUUUUAAUCAAUCAUAACUAGAAUUUAUAUGCUUCUGCUGAAGAAUUUGUAUCAGCUAGUUUAUAUACAAAAAGAUUUGCUCAAUGAAAUAACUGGUAAACUGAAAAGAUGCAGCCAAAAUGCUUGAAUUCUUGUAAUUAUACUUCUCUGAAUUAUCAUUUGUGAGGCAAAACUUAUCUGAACUGAGCCUUUGAGGAGGGUUGGGAGAAAAUAAAGGGGACAUGACAUCUUUUCUAGCACAGAUUGGGGGAAGAAAUACAGAAUUGGUUCAGUGAAAAGCAGUUAUUGUUUUGGGAAGUUGCAGUUAGACAAAAUCUAAUACAGUUUGAUUGGCAAGAAAAUCUCAUCCACAUACACUUUAUGUAUAAAUAUACAAUCCUAUGUAGAUGUGUAUUUAUUAUGACCUUAAUGACAUCAAGUAAUGUUGAGGAUUUCUCCCCAUCCAUGUACAAUGAAUGAAUUGAAUGUCUCUUACUUUUUAAACACUGCAAUAUAUGUAAGUUUUAGGGUUAUUUAACAUGUACUCUGGUUUUAUAUCUUGACUUGCCUUGUACAUCUUUCAAUCCUGGAAUUUCUGCAUCCAAGCACAAUAUCUUCACACUGUGCUGUGUUGCUGCUGAACUAAAUGCACUUUUCCCUGUAUUUGGGGUACUUGCUUCAAAGAAUUCAGUUCAGUAUCAUGUAUCAUUCAUUAUAACUUUACCCUUUCCCUCAGUAGUUACUCAAGAGGCACAUAUUGAAUUGUGCAAAGAAGCUAUUGAUAGCUCAGUGGAAAUACUGUAAGUUGUGCAUGUAUUCUCUGAUAACUUUUCUUUUUUCAUAUUUCAUUAAGGCUAACAGUGUUGUCUAAGUGGCACACAUUUCCUACAGUACUGUUCUUUUUGUAGUGCCAGUAUAAAUUAUUUUCAUUAUCAUUGAAACUCAAAGGGCAGUUACAUUCCAGUUGGUAUCCCCUUUGUAGUAGAUAUAAAUUGUCAAUUGCUAUUUUUUGCCAUUUAAGUGGGAUUUGUAUAUUUUGAAAAAAAAUCUUAUCAAUUAUUGGGAUGGAUGAGUAAGGUGGUAUUGUUUGUGUGUCUUCCCCCCUCCCCCCCUCAAAACUCAGUACAGUUAAGGAUUGUACUGCCUUAGGCUAGAAUCACUCUUAUUUUAUGUGACAUUUUCAUAAAGAAGAAUGUUAAAAUAGAAGGCAUAUGGAGAUAUAGAAUACUAGGGGAUUUAUAUGUGCUGUAAAAAUUAUUGUGGAUAUCACUGGAUUGUACCAGGUAAUAUCUUUUUUUUUCUCUUUUUCCAUCUGUUGUGGCUUUUCAGUUUAAAUUUUGUUUUAUAAAGAAUUAUUUUAUUACUGGUCUAACUCUUAGAGUCGUUCCCCCCCCCCCCCAACUUAAAUGUGUUAAAAUAUGAAAAUGCUUAAAAUUGAGUUUUAAAGACCAUAAUCUAAUUUUUUGGAAAAUAAUUGAAAAGAUUUGUGAUCAUUAUAACUCUUUAAAAUGAAAAUAGAUGCCCCAUAUCUCUUAAAUUAUAAGUUUCCUAUGCUUUAAUAUGAGGAAUGUCUACUUAAUAUAUUAAUCUAUUACAAUGGGGCAAAGAUAAAGCCAUUUUAUUGUAGUACUGAAGCUACUUGAAAAAGAGAAAAUGAGGGGCCAUUGUAAAGACUUUUAAUGAGCAUAAGUCAGUUUUCUAAUGGCUGCCUCUUUGUAAAACAGCAUAUAGAUUUCUUUGCCUCUACAAGCCAGAAACAAGCAUGAACUUUAAUUGGGCUAUGCUCAUUAAACAAGAUGUUUCAUAUGUAAAUAGCUUGAUCUGAAUUUUCACCGAAAGGUGUUUUGCUAAAAUGAUCAGAACUGACCCUCUUCCUGAAAUUGCAAUGGGUUGAGUAGUUGGUUUACCUAAAAUAACAUGCUUGCUGCUUUCUUUUAAAGAAAAUAUGACCAGUCUCUCCAUUAUCCUGUGAGUAAAUAAAACAAAAAAAUGUAGAAAAAGACUAUGGUAUGAAAGAUCAUUUUUGAAAAUUUUCCUUCUUUUAAUAUGUGGUAGCUAAACGGCAAUGCUACUUAACUCUUUGAGGAGGUGUUGGGUGGGGGUGGGGGAGUGGAGGUUGGUGUAUGAGUAUAUCUGUCUGUCUCCCAAGUGGUUAUUUCCUACGUAAAAAGGGGAAAUACAAAAAAAGUUUUGUGGAAAUAAGUAAUUAAAAACAACAACAACAACAAUAUGUAAUAGAAACUCUAGGAAGAAAAAUAUGCAUAAAAUGCAUUUUUGUAAUUGUAAUAUUAAAAGCUGGGUACUGUAAUUGGAAUGAGCUUUUAAUAGUUCACUUGCAUAUGUCUGAUUUAUAUUACUAUGUAUUUUGAAUCAUUUAAGAUGGAUAAAGUACUCUGUGGCAAAAUGUACUUAGUUUUUUUAAAUUCUCCAUUAUGUUUUGUGGAUCCCUUUAGUUUUAAGUGUAUGUAUUGUGCCAAAUUUCAGCUGGCAGACUACUUUUGCUUAUCUGUGCAAAUAGUUCAUGAUCAGAUUCACAAUGGAGAGGCAAGCAGUACAAUUUAAAAUAAGCAAGAAAAGGAAAUUAUAUUGCUAGGCAAAAUAAGAUAAAAUAUUUCUUUCUACUAGAAUUAAUGGUAAGAUAUAUUAGUUAUAACUUUCCAUUUUAAUAUUGCUCUGUUCUUAUGACAGAUAAUUCUUCUGGAGUUAAUUAGUAGAAAUUAAAAAGGAUAACAGUCUUUAGUUAUGGAAGAAUCUUUGUGUUAUGAAUGUAAAAAAAGCUUGGUGUUCAUCUGGAAUUCAAGAGCGUAACCUUAAGAGCUAAAAUUUAUAGGAUAUUAUCAGGAGUAUGUUAUGGUAAUAAAAUCAGUAGUAGUGAAUUAGUAUAAAUUUGAUAUAGUGUGAACUUGACCACAGUAAUUAGGAAAGGGAAAUAUUAAAAAUUUUUGAAAAAUAAAUAGGAAAUAUAGUGUGUAUGUUUAGACAUAUGGACAUACAUAUAUGAGUGAGUUUUGUGGAUUUCAGAUUUAAUUAAAUGAGUGAUUAGUACCCAAGAACAAAAAAGAAAAACUUUUUCUUAAUGUUAGUGUUAUCUCACAUAUAUGUAACAUCCAAGUAAGUGAAAUUAAUCUGAACAAAUCAAUUAUAACCAAAACAUAUCUCAGUGUAGGACAAUAGUGGUGGAUUGGAAGGAAAGAAAGACAUUUUCCCUUCUCCUUCCUACUUGUAGGGUGAGAAAGAAUAAUUUUAAAAGCCUGGUCAUAACUAUAUCAAUAAUAACAGCUCACAUUUGUAUAUAAAGCAUUUUAAGGUUUUCAAAGUAAUUUCUUUACAACAAUCCUAUGAGUUAAGUAGAUACUGGCAAGUAUUAUUGCCACCCUUUAGAGAAGAGUAAAUUAAAACUUAGGUUAGGUAGUUUCCCGAGGAUCAAACAGCUAGUAAGUGUCAGAGCCAAAACUCAAUCCCAGGUCUAAUGAGAAGUCCAGGGCUCUUUAUACCACACCAUGCUGCCUCAGAUUAUUCUGUGAAGAAUGAUCCUGAUAUUGAUUGGAUAAUAGGAUUAUGUGAGUGACAAUUUUUUAGCAUGUUACAUGUUAGGGGAAACCUAAAAAAUGAUUCAAUUUUGAAAGUUUUAUUGUAGGAUAGAUGGUGCUUCAAUGAAUGUCCUUUAGGUUUCUGUGCUGUCUUGUCUACUUUUGGCCUUUGCCAGUGUUAUAUAGGAUUAGCAUGUUCAGAUUUUGAAAGCUAAAUAUAUCAGUAGCAUUUGCAUCAGCCAUAUAUAUUAUUUUCUUCUAAUGAUUUUGGGGAAUACUUUUUUCAGCUGGUAAGCACUUAAAUAUGAUCUUCCCACCAACCUCAUUUUGUAUUAUCUAAAAAUACAACAUAAAGAGGAGUGUUUUAGUUUACUCCCGAACCUACUUUUUUCAAUAUAAAUUUUAAUUACAGAAAUUCUAAAACAUGUCAUCAAAUAAUCUUGUCUUGAGUUAUUCUGACCUUGAAUAUUGAUGCAAUUUUUUAACAUAUCACCGAUUACAAAGUCUUCUUGUAGCAAUUCAACAACUUGAAUGCAGCAAAGUAUUUGUGUAUAGUCAGUAGUGCCCCACGGUUAUAUCUUUAAAUAUGCAUGUUAAAACUUGAUUUUAAUUAAGGUAUACAGGUGGCAGUCAUUUGCACAACAUGACAAAUUUACAAGGCGCAAACAUGAUAAUAUCUACAAACAAUAUCUAAAGGUUUGGGGGUUUAUUCCAGCAAAGAUCAAUGCAUCUUCUGAUGUGUAGGUCUUAACCAGGACUGCACAGAACUUAAGGAUGUGGAAAAUACUGGGCCACAUUCAGUUGUGGUUAAAAGCUAAACAAAGUGUAAACAGUCCAUAAAAAAUGUACUUUUAUUCUCACUUGUACUGUUGAUUGUUUUGUCUAUAUAAAAAUUGCCUUGCCUUUUUUUUUAUAAGUCA